CAGUUGUUAUAUUUGAUGUCUGCAGUUGUAAGAUGUUGGAAGCAGAAAUCUUAUUUUAUUUUGCAGAGCAUUGGCUGUGACGACUAUCUGGGCUCAGACAAGGUGAUUGACAAGUGUGGAAUAUGCGGAGGGGACAACACUGCUUGCAAGGUUGUUUCUGGAGUUUUCAAACACACACUAACAAAUCUCGGCUAUCACAAGAUAGUGGAAAUUCCUGAAGGAGCUACUAAAAUUAACAUUACUGAGAUGUCAAAGAGCAACAACUAUUUGGCCUUGCGGAGUCGAUCAGGGCGGUCCAUCAUCAAUGGAAACUGGGCAAUUGAUCGACCUGGAAGAUACGAAGGUGGUGGGACGAUGUUCACUUAUAAGCGCCCAAAUGAAAUAUCCAGCACUGCAGGAGAGUCCUUUUUAGCUGAUGGUCCAACAAACGAAGUCCUCGAUGUCUAUAUGAUACAUCAGCAGCCUAACCCAGGUAUACAUUAUGAGUAUAUCAUUCCAGGAGACAAUGUCAUCAGUCCUCAGUUGCUUGCUCACAGGAGGCCAGGGGAGCCCUUGAAUGGUCAAUUAGAAAUGCCUGAAAGUACAAAUCACAAUGAGGAGAAUUUGCAUAGGGAGACAGACACUAUCACUGGACAGUCAGUUGGAACUUUCCCAGUUAUUCAGCCAGGAAGAUUUCCUUCUCAUCAGCCAGAAAACCAGGUGCCUGCUGUGCAGCUAUCAAGACAAAACCGAGAAUACAACUGGAAACAGAUUGGAAAAACUGAGUGUACCACUACAUGUGGGAAAGGAUCCCAGUACCCAAUUUUCCACUGUGUCAACAGAGUCACACAUGAGGAAGUUCCUGAGAAUUAUUGUGACAGCAGCACCAAACCUAUUCCAGAAGAGGAAGCCUGCAACAUUUUCCCAUGUCCAGCUUUUUGGGACAUAGGGGAGUGGUCUGAGUGCAGUAAAACAUGCGGCCUUGGCAUGCAGCAUCGACAGAUCUUAUGUAGGCAAAUAUAUGCCAACCGUACCUUGACAGUUCAGCAGUACCGCUGCCAUCACCUGGAGAAACCAGAGACCACCAGCACUUGCCAGCUGAAGAUCUGCAGUGAAUGGCAGAUUAGGACAGAGUGGACUUCAUGUUCAGUACCUUGUGGAGUGGGGCAGAGGACUCGAGAUGUGAAAUGUGUCAGCAACCUUGGAGACAUUGUUGAUGAUGAGGAAUGUAACAUGAAGCUGCGGCCAAAUGAUAUUGAAAACUGUGACAUGGGACCUUGUGCUAAGAGCUGGUUUCUUACAGAAUGGAGCGACAGAGUAAGGCUUCUCAUUGUUGUUAUGUACUGCAAAAUUUUCUAAAACAACUUAGAUGCAUCAAAAUUUAAAAAAAUAUAAAUGUAUCUACCAUAGAAGAAGUGAACGUAUUUUCUAUGUUUGUCUUUGAUCUGUAGAACAGGCAAGAACAUACAAAAAACAAGGAUCUCAAGGGUACUGUGAGUUUGUGUUAGAUACAAAAAUGCAUAGAUUGUGGGUAUGUGGCUGAACAUCUGGAUUUAGCAUUGAUCUGUGUCUGAGCUUCCCAAACUACUGAGUGAGUUGAGAUUUAUUGUUCUGCCUUGCUUAGCCCCAAGUCUUAAGCUUCAGAUCUUAGGAGUUUCCCUACUGUUUCUAUAAGUGAUGGAGGUUUGAGGUCUGAUGUCUGGCUUUAAGUUGAAAUCAUAAAACAAUUUUCCUAUAGCUUUUAAAAGAGGAGAGCAACUUCACAAACUCAGGAAAGAUUGAACUGAGACUUCCUCUAUUUCGUGAAUAUAGAUAUUUUUUAAUUCCGGUGAGUCUGACUGUGCAUGAAAACAAUACAGAGUAUGGUGAUGUACCUUGUUUCAUGUCUAGGUUCCAAGAAGUUGUUCACCGUUGGUACUC
Messenger RNA from Meleagris gallopavo (turkey), 1899 nucleotides. NCBI's taxonomy places the organism in Eukaryota, Metazoa, Chordata, Aves, Galliformes, Phasianidae. The record is from RefSeq and is a predicted model, not a curated record.